GUGGUGGGAAGGGGCGGGAUUCUGCCAGCCGCGGCUGCCGCUGGAGCCGGUGUCCGGGCUGGUGAUGGGGUUAAUUCCCUUUCGUAAGACUCUUACUUGCACCCACCCAGCCCCGCCGUCGCCCCGCCGCGCCGCGCUCCAACCACCGCCUCCUCCUCCUCAGUAACGCGGGCCACGGAAAGGUAUGAUAUAUUUGAUCCAAGACAGUCCAUUCCAGUCCGGGAAUCUACAGUGGUGACAAGGACAUGGGACUCCUCCUGCCAGAUUACAGAUGGUUCACUACAGUUGACAUCCUGGCUGACAACUGUGAAAAAGAACCUUGGAUUUUUUUUUUUUUUUUUUGUGGGACACCACAAUCCCAAAUCCAAAGGACACAUCAGGUUUCAAGCUCCCUGUAGAAUUCGAAAAUAACCUUUGCUAAUGAGGAUGUCUGAUACUGUUACUGUAAAAGAUGAAACUCCAACAAUGAAGGAUUUGGAGGCAGAAGUGAAAGAUACAACCAGAGUUGAAAAUCUUAUCAAAUCAGAAAACUAUGGGAAGAUUUUGGUAGAGAAGAAUGAACAUUGUAUUGAGAACAAUAUAGAUCUGCAGCGGCCAUUGCAGUCAUUUGGACAGACAGGAAAAAGGUCUAAGUCAAGCUCAAAGUUAAAGCUAGUUCGGAGCCUUGCAGUGUGUGAAGAAUCUCCACCACCACCUGCACCAGAGAUAUCACAGGAGAACCAGGAGAAAAUUCAGAUCCAGUUAACACAAUCAUUUGAGAAAGAAGAGAAGCCUUCAAAAGAUGAAGCAGAAAAAGAAAAGGCCAGUGAUAAGUUGCCCAGAAAAAUGUUAUCAAGAGAUUCCAGUCAAGAAUACACUGAUUCAACUGGCAUAGAUCUACAUGAAUUUUUAGUAAAUACAUUAAAAAACAAUCCCAGGGACAGAAUGAUGCUGCUGAAAUUGGAACAAGAAAUUUUAGAUUUCAUUGGUAAUAAUGAGUCUCCACGUAAAAAAUUCCCCCCAAUGACAUCUUACCAUAGGAUGCUAUUACACAGAGUAGCUGCUUACUUUGGAUUAGACCACAAUGUUGAUCAGAGUGGGAAGUCUGUCAUAGUAAACAAAACUAGCAAUACAAGAAUACCUGAUCAGAAAUUUAAUGAACACAUUAAGGAUGAUAAAGGUGAAGACUUUCAGAAACGUUAUAUCCUCAAGAGAGAUAACUCUAGCUUUGACAAAGAUGAUAACCAGAUGAGAAUACGUUUGAAAGAUGACAGAAGAAGCAAAUCUAUAGAAGAAAGAGAAGAAGAGUACCAGAGAGCUAGAGACCGAAUAUUUUCCCAAGAUUCCCUGUGUUCCCAAGAGAAUUAUAUUAUUGACAAAAGACUCCAAGACGAAGAUGCCAAUAGUACCCAGCAGAGGCGCCAGAUAUUUAGAGUUAAUAAAGAUGCUUCAGGGAGAUCUACAAAUAGCCAUCAAAGCAGCACUGAGAAUGAAUUGAAGUACUCGGAACCACGACCCUGGAGCAGCACAGAUUCAGACAGCUCUCUUCGAAACCUGAAACCUGCUGUAACCAAAGCGAGCAGCUUCAGUGGAAUCUCAGUCCUGACAAGAGGUGAUAGUUCUGGAAGCAGCAAAAGCAUAGGCAGGCUUUCAAAAACAGGUUCUGAGUCUUCUGGUAGUGUAGGGUCAUCUACAGGCUCUCUUUCUCACAUCCAGCAGCCUCUUCCAGGUACAGCUAUCAGCCAGUCUUCUCAUGGCGCACCUGUCGUCUAUCCAACUGUCAGCACUCAUAGUUCUCUUUCCUUUGAUGGUGGCCUAAAUGGGCAAGUCGCAUCUCCUAGCACUAGCUUCUUUUUGCUUCCCUUGGAAGCGGCAGGCAUACCACCUGGCAGUAUUCUGAUCAACCCACAAACAGGUCAGCCCUUCAUAAACCCAGAUGGGAGUCCAGUUGUGUAUAAUCCUCCUAUGACUCAACAACCAGUUAGACCCCAAGUGCCUGGACCUCCACAGCCACCUCUGCCAGCCCCACCUCAACAACCAGCAGCUAAUCAGAUUUUCUCACAGCCUGUUCGUCCUCUGCAGUCCUCUUCACAGCCUGUUCAGUACUCUACAGCCCCUUACCCAUCCCCGCUCCUGCCAGUCUCACCCACCCAGCAAUACUCCGUGCAGGAUAACCUUGGGUCUCAGUUUAGUCACAUGAGUCUUGCUCGCCAGCCAUCUACUGAUGGUUCUGACCCUCAUGCCACCAUGUUCCAGUCCACUGUGGUUCUUCAGUCUCCACAGCAGUCUGGUUAUAUCAUGACAGCAGCCCCUCCACCACAUCCUCCUCCACCGCCACCACCACCACCUCCUCCUCCUCCUCCCCUACCACCUGGGCAGCCAGUCCCUACUGCUGGAUAUUCUGCCUCUGGUCAUCCUGUCAGCCAGCCUGUGCUCCAGCAGCAGGGAUAUAUUCAGCAGCCAUCACCACAGAUGCCAGCCUGUUAUUGCACUCCAGGCCACUAUCACUCCAGCCAACCUCAGUAUCGCCCAGUCCCUUCUGUUCAUUACAAUUCACAUCUAAACCAACCACUGCCACAACCUGCACAGCAGACAGGUUAUCAAGUUAUACCCAACCAGCAGCAAAACUACCAAGGAAUAGUUGGAGUUCAGCAACCCCAGAGUCAGAGCCUAGUCAGUGGCCAACCCAACAGCAUUGGAAAUCAGAUUCAAGGAGUGGUCAUCCCCUAUACUUCAGUGCCAACAUAUCAGGUUUCACUGCCUCAAGGUUCUCAAGGAAUUCCCCAUCAGACUUAUCAACAGCCUGUUAUGUUCCCUAAUCAGUCUAAUCAAGGAUCUAUGCCCACAACGGGAAUGCCUGUUUACUAUAGUGUCAUUCCACCUGGUCAACAAAAUAAUUUAAGCUCUUCAGUAGGUUACCUGCAACAUCCAGGAUCAGAACAAGUACAGUUUCCUCGAACCACUUCACCAUGCAAUUCCCAGCAGCUUCAAGGCCACCAAUGUACAGCUGGGCCACCACCGCCACCUGGUGGUGGGAUGGUGAUGAUGCAGCUCAGUGUACCAAACAAUCCACAAUCUUGUGCCCACUCACCCCCCCAGUGGAAACAAAACAAAUAUUACUGUGAUCACCAGAGAGGACAGAAGUGUGUAGAAUUUAGCAGUGUAGACAAUAUCGUCCAGCACAGCCCUCAACUCAGUAGCCCCAUUAUUUCACCAGCUCAGUCGCCAGCACCAGCUCAGCUGUCCACUCUGAAAACUGUACAUCCCUCUGGACCACCACUUUCCAUCAUGCCCCAAUUUUCUAGACCUUUUGUCCCCGGGCAAGGGAAAACAAAGCAGGGGCGAUCACAGUUGAACCCGGAUGACAGCAGGAGAUUCCAGGUAUCCAUUACUUGGCCAGCCGCUGCAGUACAACCCUCCUGCUGUUCUGCACGGACACAUUCCAAACCAACAGGGUCAGCCUGGCAGCAGGCAUGGAAACCGAGGAAGGAGACAAGCUAAAAAAGCUGCAUCCACCGACCUUGGAGCAGGAGAAACAGUUGUUGGGAAGGUCUUGGAAAUUACUGAACUACCAGACGGAAUAACUCGCAUGGAAGCUGAAAAGCUUUUUGGGGAACUCUUUAAAAUUGGCGCCAAGAUCCGGUGGCUCCGGGACCCCCAGUCGCAACCACGUCGUCACCCCCUCUGCUGUGGCAGCGGGGACAACACUGUCAACCCUGAACGCUCUAAACCCAGUGACUUGGCCUCCACCUACACCGUCUUAGCCACAUUCCCCUCCAUUUCAGCUGCACAGAAUGCAUUAAAGAAACAAAUUAACUCAGUUAACAAGUUCAAGCUGAGAACAAGCAAGAAGCACUAUGACUUUCAUAUUUUGGAAAGGGCAAGUUCUCAGUAACAGCCACCUUUGGACCCUUCGCCUUUAUGGUUCCCCUACCCUCUCCCAUCUUUGAUUGGCUUGGUGUUUGGAGCUUCUGUUAACAUUAUAGAGACUCCUAGGAUGUGUGUUCAUGGCGUUAUAGCUUUUGAAGAAAGGCCAGUGAUCCAGCAAAGGGGGAAAAUAUAUGCAUUUCACCCCACAUGACUGUAGGAAUCCACGUCAGAAUGAUACAGAGUUAGCAGGUUUUUCUAAGGAAAUGCCAUUCAAAUGCCUCCUAACUUUUACAGUGAUUUUGUUUUAUAUUUCUAAAUUCUUGUAUCAGAUCCAAAGCUCUGUUGUACAGCAAAUUAUUCUUCAAAAUGAUUGUAACCAGUUGCAACCUGUAUUUCUUUUUGCAGCCAGCACAAUGUGACCCAACUUAAAAUUUGGGGGAAAAAGAAUGCAGGAGUGAAAUAACCAAGUCAAAACCAUGUACUAUCUCCUUGGGGGUUAGGGAUGCUAAGAAGAGCCCACAAAUAGAGGAUUACUCUUCCCCCAGAUCUCUAAACUCAGAAACAAUUGCCAAAAAAUACAUAACUCUCCCCUGUAGGACCCUUUCCUUAUUCAUUUAGGUAGUGUGAACAUUAAGUAUAAAAUAAAUUAUGUUCUUAAUGCCUCUUAAACCACUUACAUUUAGAGGGGAACAGAAAUCAUUCUAAGCAGGAAAAUACUUCCACUUUUUUUUUUUUUUCAAGUAUCUCUCUAAUAACUAAAUGCCACUUACUUGCAUUCCCCUCCUUGUGGAUUUUUUGUCACCUAAGGAAAUGCAUUUGAUGAGUGCUGGAAACUUCUUAAGUGCUUUACAGUUUGUUUUCAUUGUUUGCAGCGGAUCACUGGACAUCAAAGAUUCAUUGCACUUAUGAACAAGGAACCUUCUUUUCAAUUUCUGUGUAAUUUGCAAGGCUGUACAAUGUGUGCUGAUGCAAGCCUUUUUCAGUUCAAGAGAAUAAAUGUUUACAAAUAUAG
Messenger RNA from Rhinopithecus roxellana (golden snub-nosed monkey), 4861 nucleotides. It is a transcript of the gene R3HDM1, whose product is annotated as R3H domain containing 1. NCBI's taxonomy places the organism in Eukaryota, Metazoa, Chordata, Mammalia, Primates, Cercopithecidae. Gene Ontology annotation, molecular function: nucleic acid binding. Bases 421 to 3480 code for a protein of 1019 amino acids. The record is from RefSeq and is a predicted model, not a curated record. The transcript has 28 exons.